CGUGUUCGCAGCUCGCAGUUAGUUCCCUGUCGCAAAUCCCAAGUUUCCAUCCCCUCCCAUCCCAUUCAGCACCGCACGACUUCACCCACCAUGGCAGAGGACAAGACCAUCAAGGGCCUCGGCGCCCCGCCCAAGACGCACGACGGGAGCGCGUUCCGCAUUGCCAUCGUGCACGCCCGCUGGAACGACGAGGUCAUCAAGGCCCUCGUCCACGGCGCCGUGGACAAGCUCAAGUCUCUUGGCGUCAAGGAGGAGAACAUUGUCAUCAAGAGUGUGCCGGGAAGCUACGAGCUUCCGUUUGCGUGCAAGAAACUCAUCGAGGGCGGCAAGGCGCAGGCGACCAAGGCCGAGCCCUCGCUCAUCUCCACGACCAACCUCAUGUCGCUGGUGGACGACGAGCGCGCCGCGACCCCCACGGGCGACAAGAAGGCCGCCGUGGCGACGCGCGAGUUCGACGCCGUCAUCGCGAUCGGCGUACUUAUCAAGGGCUCGACCAUGCACUUUGAGUACAUUUGCGACGCGACGACGCACGGCCUCAUGCGCGUCCAGCUCGACACGGGCACGCCGGUCGUGUUUGGUGUCCUCACCGCGCUUACGGACGACCAGGCGCUCGAGCGUGCGGGUAUUGGACGCAAGGGGACCAAGGGGCACAACCACGGCGAGGACUGGGGCCUUGCCGCCGUCGAGCUCGCCGCCGAGGCCACGCAGUGGGGCCACGGCCACAUUUAAGCACUCUAUAGAACAUGCAGUAUCCCAUGUCGCAUC
This is a messenger RNA of Cutaneotrichosporon oleaginosum, 765 nucleotides long. RefSeq lists its product as uncharacterized. Gene Ontology annotation, molecular function: 6,7-dimethyl-8-ribityllumazine synthase activity. Gene Ontology annotation, cellular component: mitochondrial intermembrane space; intracellular anatomical structure; riboflavin synthase complex. Gene Ontology annotation, biological process: riboflavin biosynthetic process. The record is from RefSeq and is a predicted model, not a curated record. Lineage: Eukaryota; Fungi; Basidiomycota; Tremellomycetes; Trichosporonales; Trichosporonaceae.